AUACUUGGCUUCAGUUGACGUAUUUAUACCCACAACGGAACCUGUUCCAUGUUCGUCCUCCAUUCAACAACUUUCAAGUCCAGAAGUUUCGAGGUCAGUGUUUUGACAAAGAAAUACUGCAGAUACACCAAGUUAAUGGCUCAAUCAGCAAGUAAUGCCGGGAAGAAGCUCAUCAAAAUUGAUGUGACUUCAGAUAGUGUGUGUCCAUGGUGUUUUGUGGGCAAAAAGAAUCUAGACAAAGCUGUAGCUUUAUCAAAAGAUCAAUACAAUUUUGAGAUUAAAUGGCACCCAUUUUUACUGAACCCUUCUGCCCCUAAAGAAGGGAUUAACAAGAAAGAUUACUACAGAAGCAAGUUUGGUUCUCGGGCUGAUCAAAUGCAUGCUCGUAUGUCUGAGGUUUUUAAGGGACAUGGAUUGGAAUACGACUUGUCAGGCCUCACGGGAAGUUCCCUGGACAGCCACAGGCUCAUACUUUUUGCUGGAAAACAAGGGUCUGAUAAGCAGCAUACUCUUGUGGAAGAGCUCUUCAAUGGGUACUUCACACAGGGGAAGUUUAUAGGCGACAGGGACUUUCUUCUGGAAUCUGCAAGGAAAGUUGGGUUAGAAGGAGCAGCUGAGUUUCUUGAUGAUCCAAACAACGGACUUCAGGAGGUAAACGAAGAACUUGGGAAAUACUCGACCAACAUUUCGGGUGUCCCUCACUACGUGAUUAAUGGAAUGCAUCAGCUGAGCGGUGGCCAACCCGCAGAAGUAUUCCUCAGAGCUUUUCAAGUGGUUGCAAAUUGAGCGAUUUCAUCUAGAAAUUACUACUUAUAGAAGUGUACUUGAGUUGUUCUUAUACGUUAAAUACAUAUAUUAUGUGUGUCUAAUAAUAUAUCACUCUCCCCUUGAGUGUUGUCUGAUUUGUUUUUAUACAUUGGUGUAUAGCAUCUUUCUGGAGCCUGCAAACUUGGAAUAAAUUUCUGCUUCUACUA
This is a messenger RNA of Cynara cardunculus var. scolymus (artichoke), 974 nucleotides long. RefSeq lists its product as uncharacterized. The transcript has 8 exons. The record is from RefSeq and is a predicted model, not a curated record. NCBI's taxonomy places the organism in Eukaryota, Viridiplantae, Streptophyta, Magnoliopsida, Asterales, Asteraceae. The coding region runs from base 49 to 786 and encodes 245 amino acids. Gene Ontology annotation, molecular function: oxidoreductase activity.